Messenger RNA from Phytomonas sp. Hart1, 1854 nucleotides. NCBI's taxonomy places the organism in Eukaryota, Euglenozoa, Kinetoplastea, Trypanosomatida, Trypanosomatidae. The record is from the annotation of a GenBank genome assembly.
AUGGUAGCGGCCCUCCCCCAAUUUAAGGGGAAAGAUAUUUUUACCAUCGCUGUCUGCGGUAGUGCGAAGAAACACCGGCAAUCCUUUGAGGCUAUUAAACGGGCUGCGGCAAGGCAUAACACCGCACUUCGGCAGUCCGAAUCUUCUCAUUUGGCAUUAAACUUUAAUGAUGACAGUUCUGGCAUUGCGAAACCUGCAGGGUUUGACCUUGCAGGGUUGGGUUUAGCCUCAGAGGUUGAUUCUGGGGGAUUAUCAACAUCCGUACAAAUGCCACCGUGUUUUUUUCGUUUUGUUAGUCUUAAUUACGACGCCCAGGACGAGCGAAUGGUUUUAGCUCCAACGUUUGACGUCACUGAGGACUCUGCGGGUGAGAAGGAUUGUGUUCUUCCACACACGGGGGAUGGUGAUCUUAGCCGCAAAUCCGGCCUGUAUAGUGAACAUCGACACACAAACGGACAUUUGCUGGAAACUAAUAACCAGACCUCUAGUUUAUGCUUUAAUGACAGGCUUAACGGUUUAGGGAGGAAGAGUAGUGUGGACUCACACGUGCGUCCCGAGGAGGUGGACGUCAUUUUGCACAAGGUGAUCACCUACGGUUUGCCUGAGGUCACCCGCGCCCUGCAUGCGUGGUGCGAAAGGGUUUCCCAACUCCGAAUAUCAUUCAAACGACCACCUUUAAUGGUGUUAGACUCCAUUGACAAAAUGCAGGUGCUUUCCUUGCGCUCCGUGGUGUACAAGUUUCUUGACAACUUGGAUGCGGGGCAUCAUUCUUCAACAUUGAUGCCCCGAACUUUUUGGUGGGAAUCUCCUGAGACUUCGAAAACCCCCAAGUGUGAGGGAGAUCUUGGGGUUGACGGAAAUGGAGUAAUGAGCAUUUCUCCUCAGCAUGUUUUUACACCGAUAGGUACCCAUUCCUCCUUAUUGGAGUCUGAGAAACCGCACACGCACUCUGCCAGUCAUCUUUCUGGCGAAAAUUGGUGGGUUGCAAAGCCGGAUGAGUGCACAGGAUUGUCCUACACGCAUGAUUUGGUGAUCUGGAAGAGCCCAAACGCAGAAGUUUGGGUGCCACCCGAAAUCCAGGCCACACUCAACGUAGAGCCCUCCGCAUACAUCAUACAAGAAUUUUACACCUAUGCCUUCCCGGUGGUCGUCAAAGUUUACUGCGUUGGGUCGGAUAUCUUUAUAAAGGUCAAACCGACAAACAAGCUUCUGUCCUUGGUAUUGGAUCAGGUUGGUUCCAAGGAUGGUUUUGAUAAGCCUGUAAAGGUUAACUCGCAGAACAAAGCAAUUUUCUCUUUGGAAUGGCUUUCCUUGCUCGGGGCCGGGCCCGCGAGUAGGGAAUCUUUGUUGAAUUCAGUUUAUAAUGGUCAUGAAACCGAACAUCAAAUGGCUCCUCUUAGUUGUGGUGUGCAUCCUGAGCAUUGGGAGGCAUUUUUUGCCGAAGGAACCCCCGCUUGGGCCGCGGUGGUGGAUUUGGUAAAAGGGCUGUCUGGCCAGCAGGGCCUGGGGCUUCAUCUUUACGGCUUUGAUAUUCUUUUAGUGCCGUCCGCUUUGGCUCAUCAACACCAUGUUGAGGCCUAUCCGAAGGGAAUUGGCUACACGGAGGGGGCAACUGUCAGCUAUCAGCCUCCACCCGUGGUGUCUUCCACCAAGGAUCCACACCAUCCAGAAUCCAUGUUCGAUCUUCAAACGGGUGCCCCAACAACUUAUUUAAUGGGUUCGGUGCCCGUGGUCAUCGACGUUAACUACUUCCCGGGCUAUUCCGGGAUGGAAAUUGCGAUGAGGGGCAUACUAAAGCUUAUGUGGAAAUUAGGGGAUGGGGAAACACUGAGGUGUUCCCAUAAAUUACACUGA